UUCUUUCUUUUUUUUUAUCAACGAGCACAUGUGCCCAAUGCAUGCUGUCGUUGAAAUUUCACAAGAAACCAUAUUUUAAGAAAGUCUAACAGACUGUUUGAAAUGUUGUCUUUACAAUUAGGAAUUUCGCGUGUUAUCUUACCUACUGUAAGAAAUGUUACGCGGUUUGUUUCUGUUCGACCCCAACAAAUUUGGCUAAAACAUUCGUGCAUCAGCUCUUCGUUGCCCAGGAAAGUUUCACCGUGCACCAAAUACUUCAGCAUAUCGUCAUUUGGAUGUCAAGAAAACCGCGAACAAAAACCAAAGCCUUCUUCAACAAAAAGAAAAUCAGACCGCAAAAGGAGAACUGUAAUUGAAGAUGAACAGCAACCAUCUAGCAGCCCGCAAUGGGAGGUAGUUGCCUACAGUACCGCUGAAGAAUAUGAUCUGAAGAAACUUAUGCAAGGGCUCCAGCAACAAGGACUUUAUCAUCCUUCCUCAAUGUCAGAAGAUAUCCAUGAUGUCUUACAUGUUUCUGCACGCUACCAAGUGGAUCGGGAACCUAGGGAAAUCUACUUUUUUCGCGAAGGUUCUGUGGUAUUUUGGAAUGUUUCAGAACUAGAACGCAAAAAUGUCUUGUUAUUUCUUCAAAUCUAUGAAGACGAAAGCUAUGACAAAGAUAUCGUUGCCGAAGGAAACGAAAAAAUGGUUUAUGCGUACACAGAAGUCUUUAACAAAACUCGCCUAAUGAAUGGCCGUAUCCUGUUAAACGAUGAGGGUUCCACUGAUUUGGAAAAAUAUACCUUUUCAAAUGCCUUGGCUCUUUCAGUAAAGCUAGCGACCUGGGAAGCUUCUUUGGAAAAGUACGUCGACUCUAUUGAGUUUGUAGUUGAGGAUUUGAAAGAAGUUGGAAGGAUCCAACUAUCACGUUCCGACGUAUUGAAGAAACAAGGAGAACUAUUCUCAUUGAGGCACUUGAUAAACCUCAGUUCCGAUUUGCUAGAUACACCUGAUUUUUAUUGGGAUCGAGAAAACUUGGAAACCCUUUAUCAUAAAACUUGCAAUCAUUUAAAUAUUUCGAAAAGAACCAAGGUGAUGAAUGAAAAAUUGAACCACUGUGUCGAGCUCGUUGAAUUACUAUCUCGCCAGUUAACCGACGCCCAUCAUACUCGACUUGAAUGGAUGAUUAUUGCUCUCAUUACGGUUGAAGUGGGCUUUGAAGUAGUCCAUCUAUUCCAAGGGUAAUUCAAUCCAAAUUAGUCGGGAACUCUGCUCAAAUACCACUAUGGAACAUCUUCGGGAGGGGUAUCACUGGGUUUUGGUAAUGGUUAUAGUAUUGUUUAGCUUUCUGCCAUUUGUACAUAAGCUCUCGAAGACGACUGAAAAGAAUACGGGCUUUUCCAUCUCCAUUUUUUGCGAUUUCUUCGGAAAAUAAAUACUUCACGGCGA
This is a messenger RNA of Daphnia carinata, 1428 nucleotides long. RefSeq names its product required for meiotic nuclear division protein 1 homolog. Gene Ontology annotation, biological process: positive regulation of mitochondrial translation. Bases 103 to 1224 code for a protein of 373 amino acids. Lineage: Eukaryota; Metazoa; Arthropoda; Branchiopoda; Diplostraca; Daphniidae. The transcript is spliced from 7 exons. The record is from RefSeq and is a predicted model, not a curated record.